GUAUGUAGAAGGCGUGACUGGAAUGCCAUUUCUUUUGCGCCAUGGGAGACGCUCACCAAUUCCAUGGAGGACCAGAAGCUCCACUGGAUGUGCCAUUUGAGGAGCCAAGAAUGGACUGCUUCCCAGACCUCGUAGCCCAUGUGCGGAAGAGCCGUGCGAGGUUCGAAGAGGUUGUUUCGUCAGCGUCUCGACCGGAGCUGGCGAAGAGCCUUUGGGAACUGGUGGCCAAGAUCUAUGCAAUCAUCAAGCAACAGGAUGACCGAAAGUGCCAAGAAUGCUGGGAGAAAGCAUGCGACAUGUUGGCACCUGUGGUGGAUUUUCAAUUCUUUAAUCCUACGAAAUACUACAGCCGAUGUGCUAGGCCUGAGUUUGAGACAAGGAUUGCAAGAGCUUUAAAAAGCUAUGAGGACUUCCUACUUCAACAAAGUCUGCAAACAAGGCACCUCCGCCCAAGAGAGCUAGGUGAGACUUCUGAGUGCCUGUACUUGGAGAAGCCCUGCCAUUUCACGUGCCAGUAUGGAAGUAGUCGCCUUCCACCACGUGCUGGAGCAGAGACCUCAAUGAAGCUUCUCGAUCUUGAUACCCCAAGCAUUCAGAUUCAUGAGUACGUCGCGUUGGAGUACGACCACGAGACAGCUGUCGGUUGUCGUGAUUUUUGGAGAAAGGCAGAACAGGAAGGUCUCACUGAGCCAUGUAACUGCGGCAGUUGUAAGACUUGUGCUUGCAUUUGUGCUGGCUGUUGCCACAGACUGGACAGGGAGACCUCCGGAGUCAUGAUUGUCGCCAAAACCACCGGUGCCUACUGGCACAUCCGGCAUCAAUUCUACGGUGAUCACAAUCUUCAAAGUCACGGGAUGGAGAAGUACUACCUGGCCCUGGUUUGUGGACGCGUCCACAUCCCAACGAGACGGGAGAUGAAAUCGUCUGACUGGAUCCACGAGUCAGACGGAUCGAGCCGGGAAGGCCUGCAAGGGCGGGUGGAAAUCGCCCUCUUCCAUGAUCCGGUGGAGUUAAAAAGCCAUGCGUGGCACAGGGGGAUGGAUGGACCGGAAUGGGAUGAUCGCAAUGGCUGCUUUCGACAGCGCGCAGUCACGCUGUACAGACCGCUGGCCUGGCUGGAAGACUCCUACAAGAAUCCCUACACGUUGCUGCACUUGAGGAUAAUCACGGGCCGGACUCACCAGAUCAGAUUUCACUGUUCAGAACUGGGACAUCCCAUUGUGGGUGACGUCAAGUAUGGGGCCUCCCCAGCGACCUUGAGGUGGGCCAAACGUGUCUUCCUUCACUCCUACCAGGCGCUGGUCAGAGACCCUUCGGAUGAGCAAUGGCGCAGCGCGGUGUCUCCAUUGCCGGAAGAUUUAGGUCGCUUGCUUUCAGAUCUGCAGCUGCUGAACAUCAACAAGACUAGCACUCUAUACUUAUCCAGGGAAGCGCUUCCAGGCCUCUCCAGCUUAUUCAAGAAGUACACUUCUGAGUCACAACUGCUUCAGAAGCAUACGGCGCGUGAACAUGCAGCUGUCCCUGGAAUUCCGGUCAUGAGUGCAGGCACUGCUGAAGUGACCUUACCAUGGACUAUGCCACUCCCUACACUUCAGCCUUCCAGCGGCGCAGUUGCUUCAGGCCAAUGGACUAGCACCUCUCCAAAUGACCUUGCAGUCCUUCCUUUUGCACAAAGUCAGGCAGUAGCUCUCAGUUGUCCCAGGCACUAUCCCGCAGAUCCUCACCACAAGCUCCGAAAGGCGGUCUUUCACAACGACCACCAAGCCUUUGACGAGGCACUUCGAGGGCGCAUCGUGGGGGCGGACAAAAGCGGGAAGACCGCCCUGCAUUAUGCGGCAAGAGAGGGUCGCAUUGAGAUGAUGCGCCUGAUGCUUCAGCAUGGCUUAGAUCCCAAUUGUGCUGACCAUCAGGGACUGACACCGCUGGACGAAGCAGAAUAUUGGAUGAUGAGAUGUGAAUCGGAACAGGUGUCUUCUCGAAGGGAAGUGCGGAAUUGGUUGGCUGCUUAUGGUGGACGCCGUGGAAACUCCGACUUGAUGAGGGGCUACUACCAGACUUUGCCGUUGAAAGCUUGCGCGCAAGAUCGUCCUCUUCCUUGGCACGACAACUUGGACCAGAUUGAAAGCAUGUACCAACAGCAGAUCCCAGGAGGCCCACCUCCGCGAGCCCCAGCACUUCAGACGGAGCCAGUCCCAAACCAGCGGACGUUCUCUGAAGGGCCUGACAUUGUGAAUCGAAGUCCAGCUUGCCAGGCUGCUACAGCCAGACAUGCUGACUGUCCUCCCGCUGCCAGCUCUGAUAUCCCUCCGCCCAUGCACCCGGUCCGGAAUCAACGACCACCUGAUGCUACAGGCACACAUGCUGACUGUCCUCCUGCCAGCCACUCUGAUAUCCCUCCGCCUCAACGGCCACCUGUCCGGAAUCAACGGCCACCUGAUAGGCCCUCACCGGAAGAGGAGGAGUUCAAGAAGAUGACCUAUUUGUGGGCGGAGCGGCAUCGUGAAUGGACUAGAAAGAUCCAGAACAAUGAGGUUCCACCGUACCGUGUGCCGGAUCCGGUGAUGCCAUUAGAUCCUCAAAACCCGACGAUUCUGUUGUAGUCAGCAGGAUUGUGAGAACGUGGCCGUGCGCACGAAUCGCUGAAAAAGUGCGUCGAUUGCGUCGUGGAUUUGUUACAUUUUGUGCACUAAGCCCGGCGGUCGACUCCUGAUGCCAUGUUGGUGCACUGGAAAGCUUCCGGUUUAAUUUAAUGGGAAGGCUUCGGGCCUUCGGGAGCCUUGUGAGGCACCAGAGAACGUGCUUCUCACCACCUGAAAACUCUUCCUCCUAUUUGUGGUUGUGGAUGGUUGUGGUUCAGCUCAAGCAGUUGGUUGAGGUUGAGGGCACUCUUGCGAUUCUCAACUUCUCUUGCUCGGAUUCAUUUCCUUAUCAUCCAUCCAGUGCACUCCGGCAGAACAGAAAACAUGCUGA
Molecule: messenger RNA, 2970 nt
Organism: Durusdinium trenchii
Lineage: Eukaryota; Dinophyceae; Suessiales; Symbiodiniaceae
Source: the annotation of a GenBank genome assembly